Messenger RNA from Motacilla alba alba, 4517 nucleotides. RefSeq names its product BLOC-1 related complex subunit 5 (gene BORCS5). The record is from RefSeq and is a predicted model, not a curated record. Gene Ontology annotation, biological process: positive regulation of anterograde synaptic vesicle transport; lysosome localization; organelle transport along microtubule. Gene Ontology annotation, cellular component: BORC complex; cytoplasmic side of lysosomal membrane; synaptic vesicle membrane. NCBI's taxonomy places the organism in Eukaryota, Metazoa, Chordata, Aves, Passeriformes, Motacillidae. The coding region runs from base 102 to 692 and encodes 196 amino acids. The transcript has 4 exons.
CCCGCCCGCUGGGCGGAGUCGCCUGACCCGGCGCAGCCGGAACCCCGUGGGCGGCGGCGGCGGCCCCCGCGCUGCGGCGGGCGGGGGACGGAGGCAGCGCCAUGGGCGCGGAGCAGAGCGCCGAGGCCGAGAGCCGCCCGGGCGAGCCCAGCGCCGCAGCAUCUCCGUUGCCAGCCAAGCAUCGAGCAAAAAUGGACGACAUUGUGGUGGUAGCCCCAGGGACACAGUCCUCACGGAAUGUCAGCAAUGAUCCAGAUGUCAUAAAACUGCAGGAAAUUCCAACUUUCCAGCCCCUUUUGAAAGGACUCCUCAGCGGGCAGACGUCUCCAACCAACGCCAAGCUGGAGAAGCUGGAUCCGCAGCAGGUGCUGCAGCUGUGCCUGCGCUACCAGGAGCACCUCCACCAGUGCGCCGAGGCCGUGGCCUUCGACCAGAACGCGCUGGUGAAGCGCAUCAAGGAGAUGGACCUCUCUGUGGAAACUCUUUACAGCCUCAUGCAGGAGCGCCAGAAGAAGUACGCCAAGUAUGCGGAGCAGAUCCAGAAGGUCAACGAGAUGUCUGCCAUCCUGCGGCGCAUCCAGAUGGGCAUCGACCAGACGGUGCCGCUGAUGGAGCGGCUGAACAGCCUCCUGCCAGAGGGGGAGCGCCUGGAGCCCUUCUCCAUGAAACCCGACCGGGAGCCGAGGUCGUAGCGCUCCGGCAGCUCCCCCUCCUCACCUUCCACGCUCCACGUUCGGCACAGAAGCGCUUCCAGCAGGCUGCACUGGCGGGUUGGGAGCGGGCAGCGCUGCUGCCGGACUCUGCCAGGGCAGCGGAGGGAGAGCGGCGUCAGCUGCCGGAGCCGCAGAGCCAGGAAUCCAGGAGCUCCCUGGAGGAGAUGAUUUACCGUUCUCUCAGCUCCCUCCUCUUGCCCUCCUGGCUCCUCUGCCGCUACACCGCCUGUGCAGACACAUUUGUUUCAUUGCUGUGAUGAGUCGGGGUUUACAGAGAAGGAAUUUCCUUUUAUCUGAUUUAAUUUUUUUACUAAAAAAAUUUCAAAGGGAUAUGGGGUGUGAUGAACCCUCUAACAUGUUUUUUGUGCCAUUGGGGUUUAGACAAUUGGAUGGCUGGGAGGUAUUUCUGAGAUGCCCUGGCCUUGGAAAUAUGUGUGUUUUAUAGGGGAAAGUGUGGGAGCCAGGAACUGGCUUACUAAAAUCUGGCCAUUGUCAUAAUUAACAUGGUUUGCACAGCAGGAUUUUGGCAUGUCCAUGAGGCUCCUGUUUCUAUGGGCUCACUAAUUUAUGAGGCUGUAAAGGAGUAACUGUUCUAGAUAUGUAUGUCUGUUAAUGUAAAGCAAACCUUAGUGUUCCUCUCCCUCUUCCCCAGCAAUGUCCCCGUUCCCCAGCUGGUGGCAUUUCAUGUCCCUCUGACAGGCACCGGUACCAACCUGCUCACUUUGCAUCUCAAAACUGGACACAAGGUGUCUUUUUUUAUUUGGACACUCAAGUUACCUUGGUGCUGUCUUUUUUACCAGUGGAGUGCAGCUGCUUCUUCAAGUGCAUAAGGGGGGAGAGGAGAGACGUGAGAAGUCCUUUGGCUCUUUGUGUUGGUUUAGCUGCCCUUGUGCCGGGAGCUGGUGGUGGCACGCUGCUGAACGACUGAAGCCACGGGGUCCUUCUCAGCCACCUGCUCCAAAGGCAGUGGGAUGUUCUUGCCUCCUGCCAGGCUGAAGAGCCCAUAAACCCCAAGGGUUGUUGUGUGUCAGGAGUGCAGCUCCAGCAGUGAGGACAGUCAGGGACAGCCCAGCUGCCAGUACAGCACAAGGUAGGGUCACUUGCCAAAGGUAAUUUGCUUCAAUAUGUCUUAGUACUUAAGAGCAUUUAUUAAGCAAAAGGCUGUCUCUGAGCAUUUGGAAGUAAGAGUGCAGCAGGUUUUUGAUUGUAAUAAUUAUUGCCUGGUGGCAAGAAGCAGCAGGCUGUUCUCUUGUUGCAUUCCCAAGGGUCAUGUAGUGUCAAUUUUUGUCAUACAGACUGCAGGCAGCUUAGAUGUGCAUCUGGUGGUUGGAUCCCAGGGCCUGCUGAACACUAUCUAGAGGCAGAGUCCUGUAGAAAUGAGGCCCCCUGGAAUGAUGCCCUAGGAAGUGGGACUGACUGCUUCAGGGAGGGCAGGGAACUCAGCAGGAGGGUUUUUAGCAAAGGCAGCAGGUCUCCUUGCCUGCUGCUCCAAUCCCAGAGGUUUUACACAGUUGUAUGUACAUAGGCAUAUGCUGUGUGUUGCCCAGGAUAAAACAUCAGAAUUCCAUCCUUGUUCAAGCUUCCUGCCAUGUUUUACACUUGGAUUGUGAAAAGCUUACAUGAGACUUAACCCAGGAAAAGCUGCUUGUCAUGGCCAUGCCCUUGUGGGUCCUCAUUGUCCAUCAUGGAAUGUGUCUCUGCCUCCCACCAUCAGACACAAGAAUAUUGAGCUGCUUUAAAUAGUGGCUGCAGCCAUUUUUGUCUUCUUUGUCCAGAUGAUGCUGUCUGGAUGUUUAAAAUGUGCGACAUUCAGCUGUCUGCCAGACGGGAUCAGGAGUGUCCCACACCCUGGUGUGCUGGAAGCCUGUGCCAGUGGGAAGAUCCUGAUACUGGAUGUCAAGGCAGAUGCUCUCUCCUGUAAGACACUUCUCUGAGGCUUGUAGACGUUUGGCCUCAGGCCAUUGAGUAUCAGAUCAAAGCAUUGCUCCCUGCAGUGCUAAUGAGGGCAAAGGAACAGUAUUCCCAGCUGAAGGCUGCAGGAGUGAGCGCUGCAAAUCAGCUCCUUCCUCAUUUGCCAGAAAACACCAAGGCACUGGGCUGAGAAUGGGAGAAAACCUUUGUUCCUAGGAACAGUAGUCUUUAAACUUGUGGCUGUGCUGCUGGGCCUCACAGACAGAGCUUCUUGAACAGCAAGGGCAGGUUGUGGAAGGCGUAGUAACUGAACUAGAAAGAAAUUAGAGCUGAAAUGUGAAGGCCAACUUUUUCCAGUGCUCACAUGUCACCACCUUCAUUCCACAGGUGAUAGUCUCUCAUAUGAGUACUGUAAGAAACAUGCACCCUCUAAAUGCCCUUGAACGAUGGUUUACAGUUUUAUUUAAAACAUUGUCACUGCCUUCAGGAACUGUAAGUCUUUGCCCCUCUUGCUGAGGGGGAGAUGUGUCCUGCCACGUCUUCUUGAGCUGCUGUUUGCUGCUUGGCUGCUCCUUGUUGGCUUUGCUCCACAUGCUGCUUUCAGCUUCAGCUCAGAUGUAAGUGAUGCUCAGGGUAAGACUGACGCUUCCCUCCCACGCUGUUUAGCAGGAGCUUGGAGAUGUGACUGGAAUCACCUUUCAGUGCAGGAAUUUCCUUUCCCAAGCCAAACGCUCUUGGAGGAGGCCUCAGGUAUCUUUUGUGAAUGUACCAGCUGUUACUUCUAUCACAAAUUUAGUGCUAUGAACAGUGAAUAAUCUGGUGUGCUGAAACCAGACACUGCUGCCCUUUUCUGCUUUCUGCUGGUGUGUGGUCUGGGUACAGGCUAAGCUUCUUGAUACGUGAUCUUGUGAAAAGCUGGGGAGCAGGACGAGUCACUGGAGCUGUGGUUCCCCUCUGCCCUGAGCUGCUCUGGCCCUUCCCCUGACUCUGCUCUUGCAACGCCCGCGUUGUGCUGCCACUGGUGCUCCUUGUGUCUCACACUGGUCACUGUGCUGCCCAUGCAGAGCAGGUUUGCUUUGUUGUUUCGUUGUUUUUGUCACUGUAUGCGUUGACAGGGUGCUAAAGUGCCAGCCUACCUGCAGGGCAAUUCCUGUGAAGAUCUGCUGAAGGGGAGAGAAAAGAGUUUUUGUUGUUGUUUUUUUUUUAAUGUAUGUAUUUUAAAUUAAAUAUAUUUAAAUAUUCUUAAAUAUUUUAGUGUGUUUUCCCCUCCUCCAAGCUUUUACACAGAGAGAGUAGAAAUACACAUUUUCGCAGCCCAUUGGUUGCAUGAGCCAGCUCCUCUCUCAGACUGUGUGCCAGAAGCUUCCCGAGGUACUGCUGGAACAUCCCUCCAGUUCCCAAGUUGCCAGAGGGUAUUUUGAUUGCCAGCCUUGUGGCUGAGCACUCCAUGGUUUAUGGGUGGUUACCCCGUUCAGCUUCCUACAUGCUCCGUCUUCCACAGCUCCAGCAUUAAAACUUUUGGUGUGGCUCUUUUCCAAGCGUGUUGUUUCUCCAGUUGCCUUACUGCUCAUUCUUCAUUCCCGCAUCCCACCGUGGUGUUGGGCAGUGCAGGCGUAUCUCAGCUUUACUUUGAACUCACUCUGUGACACGGAGGUGGCUGAUUUCAGCUGCCCUGGGGCUGCCUCUGCCAUGGGAUGGAAAGAAAAUGGAAUGAAAAUAAAUGCCGGUUGGUUUUUUUCCCCUGAUGCUGUCCCAGUUCUGGUUGGCACUGAUGUCCAGUUUGAAUAGAAGAUAUGAGCAGCAAUGCUUGGGACUUGGCAUUGGGAAAGUGGAAUGGUGAUGAACUCUCACCUGCACGGGUGAUACUGAAUGAAGAGAGGCAGAUUUACAGGG